AUGCGUCCGAUAAACGACAUGCUCGCGCUGUGCAGGAACGAGCCGAGCUUGAAGCCGUACGAGCACCUCCUCUUGGGGCGGUACAAGCGCUUCGAACAUCGAUACGACGAGAUCGAACGGAACGAAGGGAGCAUUCAGGCGUUCGCGGACUCGUACGAGACGUACGGCGUGCACAGACUCGCGAACGGGGACGUGUCGUACGUCGAGUUCGCCCCCGGCGCGACGAGGCUCGCGCUCAUGGGCGACUUCAACGACUGGACGCCGUUCGAGCACUGCGGCGAGAAGGACGAAUUCGGGCGGUGGAGUCUGAUCGUUCCGAAGGAGAAGGCGCCGAAGCACGGCGAUCAGAUCCGAGUCGUGAUGGAGACGGGCGACGGAAGGGUGUUCGACCGCAUACCGGCGUGGAUACGCGCGAUCGCGCCGUGCACGAACGACGGGUGCAACCUGGACUAUCACAACGGCGUGUUCCACGACCCGCCGGAGUCGGAGAGGCACGCGUGGCGGCACGAAAAGCCGGAGCGCAAACCCGCCGCGGGGCUGCGCAUUUACGAAGCCCACGUCGGGAUGUCCAGCGAGGAAGGCCGCUGCGGGACGUACCGCGAGUUCGCGGACGACGUCCUGCCGAAGAUCGCGGAGCUGGGGUACAACACCGUGCAGCUCAUGGCGGUCGCGGAUCACGCGUAUUACGCGUGCUUCGGGUAUCAAAUCACAAACUUUUUCGCCGUCGCGCACAGGAGCGGCUCCCCGGAAGACUUGAAGUACCUCGUCGACACCGCGCACGGUCUGGGGCUUCAAGUGCUCAUGGACCUCGUGCACGCGCACGCGAGCGAUAACACGAUCGACGGCCUCAACGAGUUCGACGGCACGCAAGGGCACCUGUUCCACGAGGACCCGAACUUGUCUUGGCACGCGUUGUGGGGCACGCGCAUGUUCGACUACGGCCGGUACGAGACCCUGCGGUUCUUGCUCUCGAACGUGCGGUUCUGGAGCGAGGAGUACAAGUUCGACGGGUUCAGGUUCGACGGCGUGACCGCGAUGCUGUACAAACACCGCGGCGUGCACUGGGACUUUUUAGGCGGCCACGACGAGAUGUACGGCCAUCACGCGGACGAGGACGCGUGCGUCUAUCUCAUGCUCGCGAACGAGCUUCUGCGCGGUACCCCACACGGACCCGCGGUGACGACGGUCGCGGAGGACGUGAGCGGUCAGACGGGCGUGUGUCGACCGGUGUGGCACGGCGGGUUAGGCUUCGACCUGAGGCUGUCCAUGGGGCCGCCGGAUCACUGGUCGAAGCUCGCGCACGAGCCGGACUUCAACUGGACGCCGAGCCGCGUCGCGGGGUUGAUCUUAGGGCGGAACUCCGAGCCCGCGGUCGCGUACUUGGAGUCGCACGACCAGUGCCUCGUCGGCGACAAGACGUUCGCGUUCACGCUCAUGGACGCGGCGAUGUACGAGGGCAUGAACAAGCACGCCGACCCGAUUCAUCCGGCGAUCGAACGCGGCGUCGCGUUGCAUAAGAUCGCGCGGCUUCUCACCCUCGCCGCCGGCGGCGAAGCUUGGCUGAACUUCAUGGGGAACGAGUUCGGGCACCCGGAGUGGGUGGACUUCCCGCGGGAGGGGAACGCGAACUCGUUCCACCACGCGCGACGGCAGUGGAGCCUGCGCGAUGACGACAACUUGUACUACAAAGACCUCAACGCCUUCGACGGCGCGUUGAUGAAGUGCGACGAAGAAAACGGACUGAUGAUCGCCAACAGGAACGGCGCGAUGCCGCACGUGUUCCACUGCAAGGACGACAGCGGCGUCCUCGCGUUCCACUGCGGCAGUAACCUCGUCGUCGCAAACUUGCACCCGCACGAGAGUUACCCGUACUACAAAGUCGGCAGCGCGCACGCGGGGCGGUACAGACUCGUCCUCGACACGGAUGCGAAAAAAUACGGCGGCUGGGGCCGGAUCGACGAGAACGCGGAGCCGUGCACCGAGGGCGGGAUGUGCGACUGGCAGGGCACGGGCGUGUGCCUGUACGUCCCGAGCAGGAGCGCGCAGGUGUACGCGUUGGUCGACGAGUGGGAGAUGCCCGUGGACGAGUGGGGCGUGCACCACGACGCGGACUUUGGGUACGACGUCGACGACUGGGAGCACGACACGGGGGGCGGGGGCGACGACGCGGUGUGGUUUUGA
This is a messenger RNA of Micromonas pusilla CCMP1545, 2181 nucleotides long. RefSeq names its product glycoside hydrolase family 13 protein (gene SBEIIB). Lineage: Eukaryota; Viridiplantae; Chlorophyta; Mamiellophyceae; Mamiellales; Mamiellaceae. The coding region runs from base 1 to 2181 and encodes 726 amino acids. Gene Ontology annotation, biological process: glycogen biosynthetic process. The record is from RefSeq and is a predicted model, not a curated record. The transcript has a single exon. Gene Ontology annotation, cellular component: cytoplasm. Gene Ontology annotation, molecular function: hydrolase activity, hydrolyzing O-glycosyl compounds; 1,4-alpha-glucan branching enzyme activity; cation binding.